CCGCCCGCCGCCACUGAGGGACCACCCAGGGUGGUGGUGGGCUUAGGGUGGCAAACUUUCUGCCCAGAUGGGCCAGGGUGGCAGCUUCGUCCUUCCUUUAUCUUCAGCCUCACGGCUGCAGCACCAUCUUCCCUCGGACGCGCCACGCUGAGCGGAGGGCGGUGCGGCGGAGCCCUGCGCUCGUUCCGGCAGCGGGCGCCGCUCCGUUUCGGUCCGCCCCGCACCGGAGAGAGGGCGGCAGGCUCCGGCGGGCUCUGCUGCUGCUGCCGCCACCGCCGCCCCCGUCGCAGGAGGAGAAGGAUGGAGCCGGGCAAAGAGCCCCGAGUGAGCACGGGAGAGAAGCCCAGCGAAGCAGAGCCGGCGGUUUCCUUCCAGGCCCGGCUGUGGAAGAACCUGCAGCUGGGGGGCAAGGGCCGGAGCGGCGGCGGGCCGGCAGCAGCCGAGCGCCGCACUGCGGAGCCCCUCGCUCUGCCGCCGCCGGCCGGCAGCAAGGGGGACCUCCAGCCCGGUGGCAAGUGGAGUGGCUUCAAGCGACGGCGGCACGUGCUAGACCGCGUCUUUUCGUCCUCCCAGCCCAACCUAUGCUGCUCUGCCGCCGAGCCGCUGGAGCCGGCCGGCGAGUCCGGCUCCGCCCUGCGCCGCCUGCGGGAGCACCUGCUUCCCCAAGGCAAGGGGCCGCCGCCCGGCCGCCGGCCGGAGCCCGCCGCCGGCUGUGAGGGGCCAGCGGGUGGCAGGGAGGGGCGCCGGCCCGGGGCGCACCUGUCCCACCAGAAGAGCUCCUCGCUGCCCAGCACCGCCUGCCUGGAGCAGCUGCUGCAGGGCUCGCCCGCCGCCGGCAGCAUCCAGGACCAGCGGACGGAGGACGGCGACAGCAGCGCGAGAACAAAUUCAUUUGGAACUAGUAAUGCAGAUUUCCCCCCUGGGGACCCUGGAAUGUACCAGUUGGAUGUUACUCUAAGAAGAGGACAGAAUCUAGCUGCACGGGACCGUGGAGGAACAAGUGAUCCAUAUGUCAAGUUCAAACUUGGAGGAAAAGAAGUCUUUAGAAGUAAAACAGUACACAAAAACCUCAAUCCUGUGUGGGAAGAAAAAGCUUACAUUCUUAUAGAUAACCUAAGAGAACCAUUGUAUAUAAAGGUAUUUGAUUAUGACUUUGGACUUCAAGAUGACUUCAUUGGUUCAGCAUUUUUGGAUCUCACAUCCCUGGAAUUAAACAGGCAAACAGAUGUUACCUUGAGUCUGAAGGAUCCUCAUUACCCUGACCAUGAUCUGGGAAGUAUAAUCCUGACAGUUCUGUUGGCUCCAGGAGACCAGCGAGAAGCGACAAUGCUGAUGAGGAAGAGUUGGAAAAGAUCAAGUAAGUUUCAGACCCAGAGCUUACGUCUCUCAGACCUGCACAGAAAGUCUCAGUUAUGGAGAGGGAUAGUUAGUGUUACCUUAAUAGAAGGUCGUGAACUUAAGGCGAUGGAUGCAAAUGGGCUCAGCGAUCCUUAUGUGAAGUUUCGUUUGGGGCAUCAGAAGUACAAGAGCAAGAUUGUUCCAAAAACUUUGAAUCCUCAGUGGAGGGAGCAGUUUGACUUUCAUCUGUAUGAAGAACGAGGUGGAAUUAUUGAUAUUACCGUGUGGGACAAAGAUGUUGGCAAAAAGGAUGAUUUCAUUGGCAGGUGCCAGAUUGACCUGUCGACUCUAAGUAAAGAACAAACCCACAAGAUGGAGAUGUCGCUAGAGGAAGGAGAGGGAUACCUGGUGUUGCUGGUCACUCUCACAGCAUCAGCUGCAGUCACUAUCUCUGACCUCUCCAUCAACUCCUUGGAGGACCAGAAGGAGCGAGAGGAGAUUCUGAAGAGAUAUAGUCCAAUGAUGAUGUUUCAUAACAUCAGCGAUGUGGGAUUUCUUCAGGUGAAGGUCAUCAGGGCAGAAGCAUUGAUGGCAGCUGAUGUCACAGGUAAAAGUGACCCAUUUUGUGUAGUUGAACUGAACAAUGACAGACUGCUGACACAUACUGUCUACAGGAACCUCAAUCCAGAAUGGAACAAAAUCUUCACAUUCAAUAUAAAGGACAUCCACUCAGUGCUUGAAGUGACAGUUUACGACGAAGACCGCGAUCGAAGUGCUGACUUUCUAGGCAAAGUUGCUAUACCAUUGCUGUCUAUUCAAAAUGGUGAACAGAAAGCCUACGUCUUGAAAAACAAGCAGCUGACAGGGCCAACAAAGGGGGUCAUCUAUCUUGAAAUAGAUGUGAUUUUUAAUGCUGUGAAAGCCAGCAUACGAACCUUAAUGCCCAAAGAACAGAAGUACAUUGAAGAGGAAGACAGACUGUCUAAACAGCUACUGUUAAGGAACUUCAUCCGGAUGAAGCAUUGUAUCAUGGCGCUCGUUACUGCUGUCUGCUAUAUUAGCAGUUGUUUUGACUGGGAUUCUCCACCAAGAAGUCUAGCUGCUUUUUUGCUUUUUCUUUUUGUGGUCUGGAACUUUGAGCUCUACAUGAUACCACUGGCUUUGUUGCUGCUGCUGGCAUGGAACUACUUGUUGAUCAUAUCAGGAAAAGAUAACAGGCAACAUGAUACAGUAGUGGAGGACAUGCUAGAGGACGAGGAAGAAGAGGAUGACAGAGAUGACAAGGACAGUGAAAAGAAAGGAUUUAUGAAUAGACUUUAUGCCAUCCAGGAGGUGUGUGUCACUGUCCAGAAUAUCCUAGAUGAAAUUGCUUCCUUUGGUGAGAGGAUCAAGAAUACAUUCAACUGGACUGUCCCAUUCCUGAGCUGGCUGGCAAUUUUUGCCCUCUCUGUGUUCACCAUCAUCCUGUAUUUCAUUCCACUGAGAUACAUUGUCCUUGUCUGGGGCAUCAAUAAAUUUACAAAGAAGAUUCGAAAUCCAUAUGCAAUUGAUAACAAUGAGCUACUUGACUUUCUCUCCAGAGUCCCUUCCGAUGUGCAAGUGAUGCAAUACCAUGAACUGAAACAAGAUCCUUCUCACAGCCCAAGCAAGAGAAAGAAAAACAAUCCUACCUAGCCAACUUCAUGUGUUAAGGAGACCAGCAGUUGCAAGAGGAAGACAAAAGAGCAAGCCUAAGAAGCAUUUCCUUUCUCUAAGAUUUUUAUUUAUCUUGCCUUUUUAUGUAGUGGAGAGAUUUUGUAACAGUAUUAAAAGGUGGAAAAUGGU
Messenger RNA from Pyrgilauda ruficollis (rufous-necked snowfinch), 3162 nucleotides. RefSeq names its product multiple C2 and transmembrane domain containing 1 (gene MCTP1). Gene Ontology annotation, biological process: regulation of neurotransmitter secretion. Lineage: Eukaryota; Metazoa; Chordata; Aves; Passeriformes; Passeridae. Gene Ontology annotation, cellular component: synaptic vesicle membrane. The coding region runs from base 301 to 3012 and encodes 903 amino acids. Gene Ontology annotation, molecular function: calcium ion binding. The transcript is spliced from 21 exons. The record is from RefSeq and is a predicted model, not a curated record.